CUCAUAAAUGCCCAGCAAGCAUCUCUCACAACAUCCUUUCACUGAAACAUACCUCCCACAGUCACCCUCGUCGCACAUAUAUACGGAGUCUGGACAAUUUGCAUGUCUUUCUAAUCUAUUUCGACCUUCAACCUCUCCAGUGACCAUGUCGACCGCACAACUCUCUUCAGUCAUGAGCGCAUCGCUGAGAUUCGCCGCACAAGUCCCUCGAUCACAGCGAAGAUGCCCACAGUGUCUACGCAUGUUCUCUUCCUACAAACCCUUCAGAGCCUCUUCACGGCGCGAGAUGCAAACCGCAACUGCAUACCAACCAUCGACUCUAGAACCCCCACCACCGCCACCUCGAAACGAGCCCGCACCACCGUCUUCUAUAACACAACAGCAGAGCACGAGUCGAUGGAAGAGCCACACCGCACAGAAGAUGUCAGAUGACCAAAAGAAGACUGCACAAGAGACUCUUAAGGGCCCGGAGACGGCUAUCAGCUCUACCAUCUCACCGUCAACACAGCAAACGCUCGCCAAGCCAAGAAGAUUCAACUUUGCGAAACGGAAGGCGAUCAUGAAACUGUCGCCUACCGCUGUAGAUCAUCUGAGGCAACUGCUUGAACAACCAGAACCCAAGUUGAUCAGAAUAGGAACGAAGAACAAAGGCUGCUCAGGCCUGGCGUACCAUCUCGAAUAUGUAGACAAGCCGAGCAAACUCGACGAGCAAGUGGAGCAGGACGGCGUGAAGGUGCUUGUAGAUAAUAGAGCAUUGCUGAAUAUCAUUGGGAGCGAGAUGGAUUGGCUGGAAGACAAGCUGAGUGCUCGUUUCGUGUUCAAGAAUCCGAACAUAACCGAGCAAUGCGGAUGCGGGGAAUCUUUCAGCGUCAAAUGAAACAGUACACAGGCGCUCACAGUAGAAAUCAUAUCAUCGCAUGGUUGGGUAGCAUUCGAGUGGAGUUUUAGCGGCCCGCCCCUCUCCCAGGAGGCUAAUAUAAACCUCGUUAUUCAUUCACAUCUGUUCAGAAUACACCGGCCUCAAAGUCGACGACUUUGACCCCAGUAACAAGAGGAAUGACCAUAUCCUUGAACUUUGUGUGAGAUGGAUCCUUGUGGACGUAGUAAUCGCGGUCCUCCACAGAGGCGAAUUCUACUACGAAGCCGUGCUCGUGACCGUCCUACAUGCCCUCUGGACUGUUGUUGAGUCCUCCCUGGGAGGACACUAUAUAAGGCUUCCCGGACGUGGGAUGGAGGCAAUUGUCCUUGAGGGCUAGCAUCUGCACGCAAG
Messenger RNA from Pseudovirgaria hyperparasitica, 1270 nucleotides. RefSeq lists its product as uncharacterized. The transcript has 3 exons. Bases 8 to 877 code for a protein of 289 amino acids. Gene Ontology annotation, molecular function: 2 iron, 2 sulfur cluster binding. Gene Ontology annotation, biological process: iron-sulfur cluster assembly. Gene Ontology annotation, cellular component: cytoplasm; mitochondrion. Lineage: Eukaryota; Fungi; Ascomycota; Dothideomycetes; Acrospermales; Acrospermaceae. The record is from RefSeq and is a predicted model, not a curated record.